GUUUUUUUAUUUAAUUCAACCGACGUUCCGUUCCCGGUCACGAUAUAUAUCCCCAUCCGCUGUCUGUACCAUCUGUCGAUACCCGGACCCGGACGAUACAUAUAGAAGAAGAACACGACGAGAAGAUACCCAGACGAAGAUCCACUCUCUCAGAUCUAAUCAGACCACCAAGAUGCCUUCCAUCACGAAGACCGUAGGAGUUGUUGUCGGACUGGCGGCCGUGGCCUCCGCCCUGCCGGCCCUACCGAAGCUGACGCCGAAACAAACCCACAUCUACAACCUGGCCAAGCGCCAAAACGCGGCGGCCGCCGCUCUCGGUCUCGCGGAUGUUGAUAUCCUGCAAUUUGCGCUGACGCUCGAGUGGCUCGAGGCGACCUUCUACCAGCAGGGCUUCGCGCUGUUCGGCGACGACCAGUUCCGCGCGCUCGGGCUCAACGACGUGCAGCUGGCAGACCUGAAGGGCAUCGGGUCGAGCGAGCUGACGCACGUGGGGCUGCUGCAGAGUGCGAUCGCGCAGGCGGGCGUGCAGCCGGUGCAGCCGUGCGAGUACAACUUCGGGUUCACCGACGCGGCGGGCAUGGUGGCGACGGCGGCGAUCCUCGAGAGCGUCGGCGUGUCGGCGUACCUGGGCGCGGCGCCGCUGGUGUCGGACGGCGGGAUCCUGGGCACGGCGGGGUCGAUCCUGACGGUGGAGGCGCGGCACCAGUCGUUCAUCCGCGUCGCGACGGGCGCGGCCGCGUCGCCGUCGCCGUUCGACACGCCGCUGGGGCCCAAGGCCAUCUUCUCGCUCGCCGCGCCCUUCAUCACGUCGUGCCCGGCCGGGUCGAACCUCGUGCUGACGGCGUUCCCGACGCUGGCGCUCGUCAGCCCCGCGCCCGCCGCCGGCGUGUCCGCGCUCGCCGCCGGCACCGUCCUCCAGUUCCAGAGCGACGCCGCCGCCGGCGCCACCCACUGCGGCUUCACCAACUCGGCCGCGACCGGCGGCACCGCCUUCGCACCUUUUGAUGCUGCCGCCGGCACCUGCGCCCUCCCCCACAACCUCGCCGGCACCGUCUACGUCACCCUCACCAGCGCCGCGCCCAUCACCGGCGUCCUGACCGACGACAUCACCGUGGCCGGGCCCACGGUCCUGAACCUCAGCUAGAUUACCCAAACGGAAACACAAAAAAAAGCCAUGAGAAAAAAGAUAUAUAUACCUGUUACGUUCGGUAAAAAGCAAGGAGGGGCGUUCUUAUCAGAGGGCGAGGCUUUAUAUUAAGCGGCGGGCAUGGAGGGGAGCAU
Molecule: messenger RNA, 1281 nt
Organism: Durotheca rogersii
Lineage: Eukaryota; Fungi; Ascomycota; Sordariomycetes; Xylariales; Xylariaceae
Product: ferritin-like domain-containing protein
Exons: 2
Coding region: 173-1144 (323 amino acids)
Source: RefSeq, a predicted model, not a curated record